Pteronotus mesoamericanus is the source of this 624-nucleotide messenger RNA. It is a transcript of the gene MRPS17, whose product is annotated as mitochondrial ribosomal protein S17. NCBI's taxonomy places the organism in Eukaryota, Metazoa, Chordata, Mammalia, Chiroptera, Mormoopidae. Gene Ontology annotation, molecular function: structural constituent of ribosome. Gene Ontology annotation, biological process: mitochondrial translation. The transcript is spliced from 3 exons. The coding region runs from base 75 to 467 and encodes 130 amino acids. The record is from RefSeq and is a predicted model, not a curated record. Gene Ontology annotation, cellular component: mitochondrial small ribosomal subunit; ribosome.
GUGACGCAACCAGACUGCGACCGGCUCUUGUUCGCUAGGAUUUCGCAGUCUGGAGGUGACCAAAGCCACCUGAAAUGUCAGUACCGCGUUCAUCUGUCCAUGCGAAAUGGAUCGUGGGGAAAGUGAUUGGGACAGCAAUGCAAAAAACUGCUAAAGUGAGAGUAACCAGGCUUGUUCUGGAUCCCUAUUUACUAAAGUAUUUUAAUAAACGAAAAACCUACUUUGCUCACGAUGCUCUUCAACAGUGCACAGUUGGGGAUAUUGUGCUACUCAAAGCUUUACCUGUUCCACGAACGAAACAUGUGAAACAUGAGCUGGCUGAGAUCAUUUUCAAGGUUGGACAAGUCAUAGAUCCAGUUACCGGAAAACCCUGUGCAGGAACUACCUACCUGGAGAAUCCAGUUAGUUUGGAAACCACCCAUCUAACCAAAAAUCUGGAAGAACUCAGUAUCUCUUCAAAACAGUGAAGGAGUAUUAGAAAAAUGAGCCAAAGGGAAAGAUUUAUAAGUGUGCUCUCUGGAAAAAGAAAUUUAAGUUUCAUCACAAACUGAUCAGUUUCUCUUCUGAUGUUUAUGAAAUAGCUAAGAGUAAAUGAAUAAAGUAUUUGUUACAAUUUUCCAAAAA